AUGCCUGUCAGAUUAGCAUUACGAACUGCUUAUCCUCGAGCUCAUUCAAUAUCAUUAAAAAAAAAAUUCCUUGCACAAACUUCGACACCACGACGUUUGCAGAGCUGGGGUCCACAGAAUGCAAUAGGAUCACAACAACAA
Molecule: messenger RNA, 141 nt
Organism: Ambispora leptoticha
Lineage: Eukaryota; Fungi; Glomeromycota; Glomeromycetes; Archaeosporales; Ambisporaceae
Source: the annotation of a GenBank genome assembly